Messenger RNA from Actinia tenebrosa (Australian red waratah sea anemone), 1129 nucleotides. RefSeq names its product fibrinogen C domain-containing protein 1-like. NCBI's taxonomy places the organism in Eukaryota, Metazoa, Cnidaria, Anthozoa, Actiniaria, Actiniidae. The record is from RefSeq and is a predicted model, not a curated record.
GAAGCUCAACACAGGAAAAUAAAGAUUCUCGUCCAAGAUGCCGGAUAGUAAGCGUAGUCCAUGGCCAUCAUCCAGCAGUAUGAUAAUUAUAAUGAUUUUCGUGCUGCUGUGUUUGGGAGACCUUGAAGUACAAGCCAGGAGACAUCAGAAUCAGAAAGAUUUUAAAGAUUGUUCCGAGAUCUAUAAAUCAGGAGAAAGACGAAGCGGUGUGUACACAGUUAAUCCAUACGGGAGUGGUGGUCCCUUCGAAGUCUACUGUGACAUGACAACAGACGGAGGGGGCUGGACCAUGUUCCAAAGAAGACAAGAUGGCUCCGUAGACUUUUACCGUACCUGGGAUGAAUACAAAACAGGUUUUGGAAACCUGACGGGCGAGUUUUGGCUGGGGAAUGAAAAGAUUCACCGACUGACGUCACGACCAGCGAGAUGGCAUCCCAUGCUACGAGUUGACCUGGAGGACUGGGACGGAGCGAAGGUGUAUGCCAAAUAUGGUAGUUUUAUGAUUAGAUCUGAAAGUCAAAAGUACACGAUGAAUAUCCUCGCUAAUUUGUAUUCUGGUACGGCCAGUGACUCGCUUGCAUUGUAUCACAGAAAUUUGCCGUUUACUACCAAAGACCGUGAUAAUGACAAACAUUGUUUAACUAAUUGUGCACGUAAACACAGUGGAGCUUGGUGGUAUAGCUAUUGUUACGCUUCCAACUUAAACGGAAAAUACCUUGGUAAUGCUACCGGAGGAGAAGGGGUUGUAUGGUGGUAUUAUAAAAAUGAUAACCGAUCCCUUAAGUUUAGCGAGAUGAAGCUAAAACCACAUUAGCAUUUUCGGUCUUUGCUUGAAAUGUUUUCAUUAGAUUUUGUACUGCAUGAAUGAAUCAGUCAGCCAGUCAGCCAGUCAACCAAUCAAUCAUCCUAAUAAAACAGUUUACUUUAAACUGUAUGGAGUGUCUUGGAGUAGUCCAUUGUGCGGUCCGCAUGAUACCUGCCAAUGCGACCCGGGUUCAAGUCCCGCUGGGCUCGUUGUGUAUUUGAGUAGAGUUGUCUGUUAUUUCUCUCCUGUGCUUUCACCCUUUCACAACUAAAGAAUCACGUGUACUGGUUAAAGGUGAUUUAUUAAAGUCUUGGUUGUUCAGAA